AUGCGUUACGAAGAUUGGGACAUUCUCCUCUUCCCACAAAACUGCAAGGUACCGGUUAAGGAGUUCAAAGUGGCUUGCCAUGUUGUCCAUGAUCCAGAAUCCCCUCAUCUUGGGGGCACGUUCGGCCUGCCAACGGUUUGUUGUUUUGUUCCGAGUCUACCAACGGGAACCCCCUUUCGGGUGUCUAUCCACUCCUGGAAUGCACCGGUCGUGAGUAAAUUCACCAACUCAUACAGCAAAUUCCCGGAGAAUGUGAAGUUUGAGGCUCGACUGUUCAUUGACGGAAGACUCGUAGCGUCUACUGCGCUCGACAGAGAGAGUAUCUGGCCACAUAUUGUAGCACACAGUUUCGACUUCUCUAAAAGUGGCGACCUGGAACCACUCAGCUUCCCUGGUUUUCGAGAAGAGCUGCUCCAACAAAACUUCUGGAGUCCGGCUGACGACCUUGGCCGUAUCAAAUUAGUGUUGAGCGAGGGAUUUCCUCGUGAUUCUAUUACCACACCAUUUGAAAGGGUGAAGAAUAUUGUGGCCUUUUCAUUCCAGCACGCCCCAUUAGGUACUUCCGUUGCCUGCAGCUUCGUCAUGGAGGGUCGAACCCUGCUAAUCAGUAUUUCAGAAGUUCUAGAGAGCUCUUCUAUUGCUUGGCCGAAUCCUUCCAUGUGGCGAAGAGCGCCGUUUGCUGACUCUAUGCAAGUCCCCACGCUUCAACCAGACGACUCCGAGUCCCAUGCCCAUUCACCUCAACGUCGAGGAAGCAGCUCUGACAAAUUGAGCCAUGCUAUGAAUUCAUUUCAAGGUACUGGAACGAGCUCUGUACUUGUGGCUGGGGGGCGACGAGUAACACAUCCUGUGUACGGACCAUGCUUGUAUCCUGCAGAAAAUGGGUUGGAUCCGUUUGGCAACGCGGGCUCAUAUUUCGAAUGGCUGAAUUGUAUGGACAUGGGCAUGACCGCGGCCGUCGGAGACAAUCAUUUCAACUUAAACCGCAGCUCUGCUGCACAGAGAAGUACAAGGAGAACUAGCACCGAUGUCAGCAUGCCAGACUACAUCCCUGCGAAGUCCGACAGCCAAGGUGUGGAACAGCAACUGGCCCCAGAAACUUUUCCUGAUGAGGAUGGGAGGCAGAACGCACAAUGUAAAGUCCCGACCAACGCGCCGACCGCCGACGUUGAAUACAAAAGAGAGGAUAACACAUCCUUUCCGUCUGAACUGGCCGACUCUUUGACAAAUUCGUUGUUGAACCAGCCAUUGCCCAUGGACUUGCAUCAUUCUGCAUUUCACGCACCUGCCGCAGAAGUAAUAUCUCGAAAGGAAUACCGCGACCAGCAACACUCCGGCCCCUCUCCAACGAUAGCGAUGGGCGGACCUGUAGAUACCCAAGAACGCCUAGAAAGCAGGCAUGUGUCGCAGCAAGUGUAUAUACCACAGGGAUCGAGCAUUGCCAUCGGAAAGGCAGAUAUGGCAGAGAACAGCGUCAAUCAUAGUGAUUAUUGUGCCUCAGCCAUGACCCGCGGCAACGCUUUACAGGCAGGCUGUCCUGGUCACAAGGGGUCGAGCGAAGUCCAGGAUGAAGAAGCAAAGCAUAGCGGGGGAAAGGGUGCGAAAAGAAUGCGGAAAUUCACUCCAGUAUCCUGCAGAGCCACGGAUGAGGAAGAUGAGGCGCGCAGACUCAGUCCUCAAGUGCGCCUGACGUCAUUUUUGGAGCGUGAAGCCUCGGCUGAUACCACACCGUAG
Metarhizium acridum CQMa 102 is the source of this 1734-nucleotide messenger RNA. The record is from RefSeq and is a predicted model, not a curated record. NCBI's taxonomy places the organism in Eukaryota, Fungi, Ascomycota, Sordariomycetes, Hypocreales, Clavicipitaceae.